Messenger RNA from Jatropha curcas, 1293 nucleotides. RefSeq names its product Mov34/MPN/PAD-1 family protein. Gene Ontology annotation, molecular function: metallopeptidase activity; protein binding. The record is from RefSeq and is a predicted model, not a curated record. Lineage: Eukaryota; Viridiplantae; Streptophyta; Magnoliopsida; Malpighiales; Euphorbiaceae.
UUUAAUAGCUUAUAUAAAUACCAGAACCAUUAAAGUUUCUCAUUACAGAAGCCUUGUCUUGCUACUAAAGAAAACCCCCCAGAUCCUCUGCUUGUCUAGGAGAAAGUGGGAGAAAAUGUCCGGUAUGGAGAGACUGCAAAGAAUGUUUGCGGGUGCUGGAGGUGCGUUAGGUCAUCCGCCCCCGGAUUCUCCAAUUCUUGAUUCCUCCGAGCAAGUGUACAUCUCCUCACUCGCACUCCUCAAAAUGCUCAAACACGGAAGAGCUGGGGUCCCCAUGGAAGUGAUGGGCUUGAUGCUUGGAGAGUUUGUUGAUGAAUACACAGUUCGGGUUGUUGAUGUAUUUGCAAUGCCGCAAAGCGGUACUGGUGUUAGCGUUGAAGCUGUUGAUCACGUAUUUCAGACUAAUAUGCUUGACAUGCUCAAACAGACAGGAAGGCCAGAGAUGGUUGUUGGAUGGUAUCACUCCCAUCCUGGAUUUGGCUGUUGGCUCUCUGGUGUUGAUAUAAACACACAACAGAGUUUUGAAGCUUUGAAUCAAAGGGCUGUGGCAGUUGUGGUGGACCCAAUUCAGAGUGUUAAAGGGAAGGUGGUAAUUGAUGCUUUUCGUUUGAUCAACCCUCAAACAAUGAUGCUUGGACAAGAACCACGGCAGACAACUUCCAACCUUGGGCAUCUAAAUAAACCUUCCAUUCAGGCAUUGAUACAUGGAUUGAACCGACACUAUUACUCGAUAGCCAUUAAUUACAGAAAGAAUGAACUUGAGGAAAAAAUGCUUCUUAACCUGCACAAGAAGAAGUGGACAGAUGGAUUGACCCUUAGGCGGUUUGAUACUCAUUCUAAAACCAAUGAGCAGACUGUUCAGGAGAUGCUGAACUUAGCUAUUAAAUACAACAAGGCAGUGCAAGAGGAAGAUGAGCUGCCACCUGAGAAGCUAGCAAUUGCAAAUGUGGGAAGGCAAGAUGCGAAGAAGCACCUUGAAGAGCAUGUCUCUAACUUGAUGUCUUCAAACAUAGUUCAAACUUUGGGUACCAUGCUCGACACAGUUGUGUUCUAGAUUAUCUGUAUUUCUAUAUUCUCUCUAAAAUCCCUUACUUUUACUUGCUUCGCUGUAUUCUCUGUUUCAAGUAGAACGAUCCUGGAUUUUUAUAUUAUAUCCGAAUUUAUUUCAGUUCAUUUUUUGUUCUAGUGGACUAUGCAUUGUAGCUUCAUAUGUUUGGAUAUCCGUAGCUACGGACAAAAUUUAAUUGUUGGAAUGACAAAUAUCUUAUUUCUAUGCGAGGCUAUCUUUUUUUC